Pieris rapae (cabbage white) is the source of this 1154-nucleotide messenger RNA. RefSeq names its product potassium voltage-gated channel unc-103-like. Gene Ontology annotation, molecular function: voltage-gated potassium channel activity. The transcript has 8 exons. The record is from RefSeq and is a predicted model, not a curated record. The coding region runs from base 99 to 1154 and encodes 351 amino acids. Gene Ontology annotation, biological process: regulation of membrane potential; potassium ion transmembrane transport. Lineage: Eukaryota; Metazoa; Arthropoda; Insecta; Lepidoptera; Pieridae.
CAUAUCGGUACUUUUCAAAAGUCUACCUUCGUCGGCGAGAUUUUCUAGCUAAUCUGCCAAUAUCCUACUUAGCAUUCGCAGUGAAUCUCACACCAACUAUGCAAAAUGCACUAUUUUGCUAUCUGAGGACCCCACAGCUUUUUCGUAUAACCUAUUUAUUUACCUACCGUCAGCAUAGAAAAAUAAAUAUUGGGACUGCUAAUCUGUUACUUAAGUUGACAACAAUUGCAAUAUGGGCCUCGAUAUUAUCGCAUGUAAACGCGUGUUUGUUUUUCAAAUUGUCUUGCCUCACACCUGUGCAUUGUACGUCAGCCAACUGGAUGUCGAAGCCUGAGCUAAAUCUACGCGCUAAAUAUGCUGAGAAAAGCUAUUUCCCUCUUUACGUCGCAUCACUGUGGUACAUAAUAAAUUUGCUUACAAUCACGGGUACGGGUGAUGUGUCGUCACAAAAUGAUUUCGAAGUUAUCGAAACUGUUUUCAUCACUAUAGUUAUUAAAUUUUGCACAGGGCUCCUUAUAUCAGAAACGUCGGCACUUAUUACGGCGCACUCCUCAUCGCGGAUCGCAUAUGAUGAAGGCAUAAAUGAACUGAGAGAUGGUUUAAGAGAUACGGAAUUGAGUAACCACCAGAUGAAUAAGAUGUGGGACUAUGUCCGAGAAUUGUGGAGUAGGCAACAGGGCAGACAGAUGCCAAAAUUAGUGACGAAACUACCAUUUCGUCUGCGUUGUCAAAUAAUGCAAGCGGUCUAUGGCAGCCACAUUAGAGAGUCUGUGAUAUUCAGUAAAACGGACGACGACUUCAAACGAAUGUUAUGUAUGUGGCUGAGGCAUUGUGUGUUUUUCCCCGGGAACUACAUUGUGCAAUGUGGCGAUGCCGAUCAAUGCAUCUACUUCAUCCAUAGGGGAGAGGUAGAAGUAUUGACGGUACAUCCCAAUUUGACGGAAUCAAUAUAUGACAUAUUAGGACCAGAAGAUAGUUUUGGCGUCGCACAGGGUCUAUUUGUUGGAGUUGCACACCAUUUCUCAUUUAGAGCGCGCACAGUAGUAGACAUCGUGUAUUUAAAGUUAGAGGAAUGGAAGUAUCUUCUAGACUUCUACCCAAAGUCGGCGAAAUUAGUACAACGGAAAGUAGAAAAUGUUUAUUUAGCAAUUUAA